ACUUCCACUUUCCUACUCUCCUCGUACGAAUACCCCCUCUUCUACAUCUUCCCCUUUACACACUCAAGUCACAAUGAGGAUCUACAAGCCCGGACGUGUCGCCGUUGUUCUCGGUGGAAGGCAAGCAGGAAAGAAGGUCAUCGUCAUCAAGCAAUACGAUGAGGGAACCAAGGAGCGCCCAUACGGCCACGUCGUCGUUGCCGGUAUCGAGCGAUACCCACUGAAGGUGACAAAGUCGAUGGGAGCAAAGAAGCUGGCCAAGCGAUCAAAGGUCAAGCCUUUCAUCAAGGUCAUCAACUACAACCACCUGAUGCCCACUCGUUACGCUCUCGAGCUCGAGGGUCUCAAGGGUACCGUCUCCACCGACACCUUCAAGGAGCCAUCGCAGAGGGAAGAGGCCAAGAAGGUCGUCAAGAAGCUGUUCGAGGAGCGAUACCUGUCGGGCAAGAACCGCUACCUGUUCACUCCUCUGCGCUUCUAAGCGCAAAGGCUGCGUUCUGAUGGUGUAUCUGGUGGACCGGAGGGCGUGGGGGAGAGCGGUCGGACUCUGUCACUGCUGACGCCGAGCUGCGCGUCCCUGUCAUUCCACCCUUCGCAAAAAGGGGGGAUCACGAAGUAGCCGUCUCUCGAUUCAAUCGAAGGCUACGUACUCGUCUGGUCACCCUCCCCUUUCUUGUUCUUGUUUCAUGUACUUUCUCUACCCUCCCUUUUCUCUCAGCAUUACAGCUCCUGCCGUGCUACACUUUACCGGCAAAAACGACACAUAUUCAACUCGAUUUGGC
Molecule: messenger RNA, 782 nt
Organism: Microstroma glucosiphilum
Lineage: Eukaryota; Fungi; Basidiomycota; Exobasidiomycetes; Microstromatales; Microstromataceae
Exons: 4
Coding region: 74-481 (135 amino acids)
Biological process (GO): translation
Cellular component (GO): ribosome; cytosolic large ribosomal subunit
Molecular function (GO): structural constituent of ribosome
Source: RefSeq, a predicted model, not a curated record